AUGUAUUUUUUAAAUUUAUUUAAUAUAAUUUUAGUGUGCUCGGUGCUCUCGGUCAUCUUCAUAUCAAACAUCGGAGGUUCGGAAGAUGGCAAGAAAUCGAAGAGCGCCAGAGCGUUGGAGACGCGAGACGCCGGAGGAGACGACGAUGCGGACGGUUUGGACCAAAGAGAUAAACUCGAGGACGACGACGAGGAAACGACCAAAGUACCUCCGGGAUUUCUGAGUCCGUCCGUGAGGGAAUACUUGGAACUAGGAAGGUCGAUUCCAGGCAAGCCAGGUACGGACUACCCGGUACUGGCCGUGGUGCCGUACACAGACUUCUAUUGCGACGAUCAACCGUACCCGGGCUUCUUCGCAGACGUGGACACCAGGUGCCAGGCCUGGCACUAUUGUGACAUCGACGGCCGGCAGGCUUCGUUCCUGUGCCCGAACGGCACGCAGUUCAGCCAGGCCGUGUUCGUGUGUGACUGGUGGUUCAACGUGCGGUGCGACCUUAGCAAGGAGCUGUACCACAUCAACGAGCGACUGUACCGGACCACGCCGCGACCGGACAGGCCGCACAGAGUGCUCACCAAGGAGCUGCUCGACCAGAUAUUCCUCUGA
Macrosiphum euphorbiae (potato aphid) is the source of this 603-nucleotide messenger RNA. The record is from the annotation of a GenBank genome assembly. NCBI's taxonomy places the organism in Eukaryota, Metazoa, Arthropoda, Insecta, Hemiptera, Aphididae.